Vicugna pacos (alpaca) is the source of this 2701-nucleotide messenger RNA. RefSeq names its product mitochondrial ribosomal protein L4 (gene MRPL4). Gene Ontology annotation, molecular function: structural constituent of ribosome. The record is from RefSeq and is a predicted model, not a curated record. Lineage: Eukaryota; Metazoa; Chordata; Mammalia; Artiodactyla; Camelidae. Gene Ontology annotation, biological process: translation. Gene Ontology annotation, cellular component: ribosome.
GGCUUUGGGGUCUAGCUGCCGGGUGUCGCAGAGGGUCUUUUAGGCCAGCAGUGAAAACUGGGGUCUGGGGGUUAGUCUUAUGGCGGAGGUGAGGGUACGCUGGUGCGGGCCCCGCCGUCCUCGCUCUUGUACACCUUGCUUCCCAAUGCCGAAUACAAAUGGAGCGGGCGGCGUUGCGGAUGUGACGUCAUCGCGAGGCGUCGCGAGAGUCCGGAGGAAGCCUUGACCUCUCUAAGCGUACCGAGCUGCGCUGCAAUGCUGCAGCUGGUCCGGGCCGGCGUGCGGGGCUGGCUUCGGCCCACGGGCUGCCGGGGCUUGAACGCGCUGACAGAAGAGGCAGUGCAGCCAGUGGAAAAGCCAGAGCUGGUGGCGAGCUCGGAUCCCCAGACGCCCGUGCUGCGCAGGUGCGAGCUCCCGGUUCCCGCGCACCGGCGUCCGGUGCAGGCCUGGGUCGAGUCCCUGCAGGGCUACCAGCAGGAGCGCGUGGGUCUGACCGAGCUGCACCCGGACGUUUUCUCCACGACGCCGAGGUUGGAUUUCCUGCACCAGGUUGCCAUCUGGCAGAAGAACUUCAAGAGAAUUAGCUAUGCCAAGACCAAGACUAGGGCAGAAGUGCGGGGUGGUGGCCGGAAGCCCUGGGUACAGAAAGGCAGUGGGCGUUCCAGGCAUGGCAGCAUCCGCUCCCCAGUCUGGCGAGGAGGAGGCAUUGCCCACGGCCCCCGGGGCCCCACAAGCUACUACUACAUGCUGCCCAUGAAAGUGCGGGUGCAGGGCCUCAAGGUGGCACUGACCGUCAAGCUGGCCCAGGAUGACCUGCACAUAGUGGACUCCCUGGAGCUGCCGACCACAGACCCCCAGUACCUGAUGGAACUGGCCCACUACCGCCGCUGGGGGGACUCCGUGCUCCUUGUGGACUUAGAACACGAGGACAUGCCUCAGAACAUUGUGGCAGCCACCUCCAGACUCAAGACCUUCAACCUGAUCCCUGCUGUGGGCCUGAAUGUGCACAGCAUGCUGAAGCACCAGACCCUGGUCCUGACCCUGCCGACCGUCGCCUUCCUGGAGGAGAAGCUGCUCUGGCAUGACUCGCGCUACACACCCCUCUACCCCUUCCGCCUGCCCUACCGUGACUUCCCCUGAGCCCGGACCACGCACCCCCACGCCCCCGGCUGCCGGCCUUCCUGCUCACUCUCUGAGCCAGGCCGAGCCCCUGGCAGGCUUGGGAGCCUCCCGCGCAGCCUGCGAGGGCGACCGGCCCUGCCCAGACCCCCUCCAUCCUGGUAGGAAGCUGAGGCCACACAGAGUAGCCGAGCAGGAGUCACCACGGGAAAGGACAGCCAGCUCAAGAGCCUGUCCGAGCUCCCGCCCCAAGUCUCCCUUUUGUGUAAGAUAGAUUUUAUUUUUCAAAGAGGAGAAUCAACAUCCCGUUGCCGUUUUGUGAAUAAUUCCAUUUGGCAAGUUGGGCUCUUUCCCCAUUGCUGGGCACCACUAGGUACCUCACUCCUCAAGGGGCGUCGGCACUGUUUGUAGAAAUGACCCACCGUCAAGUUUCCCAGGUGAGCCAGUCUCCUGGGGCUCCCAGAGGAGCACCAGCCAUCGCUGGGAGCCCACUAGUGGCGCCUCCUGGUCUCCAGCACCCUCCCUGAGCGCUCGCACCACUGACGGGGCCUGUGGUCCCCAAACACUGCGGUGCUUCCGUCUGGGUAUGGGCCCGAUUCCACGAAUGGGUGUGAUGUGGAAGCUUGAGCUUUCGCCCCAGUGAUUUUCCCUACACGCGGGGUCAGGAUCCGUGUGGUCAGUAAGCAAGCAAACAAACAUUUUUUCAAAAACACCAAGCCAGUAUCCUCAUUCUUCAGCCUGCUGAUGUUAUUUGCCCCCUGACCCAAGUUGUUAUUUUUUUAACAGUUACAAAACAGACUAAAAAUGUGGUCUAUUUCUUUAAAGUUGGUCAAAAGUGCCAUCUCAUGUGCAGGCCACAAUGACCCAUCUCCCAGGCUGCCUCUUACUGAAAACAUGUCUGGAAUGCCUCUCUUGGGAAUGCCUUAAGAGCUCACAACAUAUUCUUUGAAAGUCCUCAAUGGACAUAAAUUUUGACCCUUAAUACGUCAGAUUUGACUUAAGUGAAAAAGGAAAAGCUAUCUGGAGCCAGCAGGAAGGGGGUGCAGAGGCCAGGAGGGAAAUGCUGCUGGGCUGAACCCUAACUGCCUCUCCCUGUGCCUCUCACCAGCCCUGUGGUGACACCGAGGCCCAGAGUAAGAGCCAGCUGUUGUCCUGACAGCACCCAGCCUAGUCUAGAGAGCCUUGCUGGCAUUCCCUGGCAUUUCUUGGCUUGUAGACCCAUUACCCUGAUCUCUGUCCUCAUCUUCAAAUGGCGUCUCUGUGAGUGUCUGUGCCCAAAUUUCCCCUUUUUGUAAGGGCACCAGUCAUGUUGGGUCAGGGCCCACCCUAAUGACCUCAUCUAAACUUGAUCAUGUGCAAAGUGUUUCUAAAUAAGAUCACCACCAUCCAGGGGUUAGCUUUGCUUCUUUUGAAGGGGGUUGGGGGGUGGGGGUGGGCAGGGAGGAGUAGUUGAACCCGUGGCAGGGUGUAAGGGGAAGGAUGGAACACGAUCAGUGGUGGGGACUGGAAGUUGGCACAUGUGACUUCAUCACAUGUCCUCUUUGCUAUUGGCUAUUUUGAAAUUCUAAUAAAAAAGCUUUUU